Molecule: messenger RNA, 698 nt
Organism: Drosophila kikkawai
Lineage: Eukaryota; Metazoa; Arthropoda; Insecta; Diptera; Drosophilidae
Source: RefSeq, a predicted model, not a curated record
GUUUCUUAAAGUUCAGGACAAUGUUUUGGUUAUUAAAUUUAAUUUUGCUGGUCAUUGUUAAUGCUCAGGACGAUAAUGCUGAACCUAAACCUCCGGCAACAGAAUCUCCAGUCCGUACAACACAAAUGACUUCAGCAACAACCUCUGCUGGGACUGCACCAACAACAAUAAAGAAUGGAGACAAGCCUGACGACAUAGACCAAUUGCUUAAGGAUAUUUUAAGUACUUAUGAGCCCGAUUGUCAGGGAAAUGCAGAGUUAACCUCUGAGUUGGACAAAAUUCGGUUUGUUCUCAAAUUGGGAGAUGAGUUCAAAGGACUAAAAAUUAAAGUCCUUACGGAUUUUAAAGUUUACAAUGCACUACGGUUGGCUCUGGAGCAAAGAAUUAGAGAACGCAUUGAUGCGCUCAAUGAUCUGCUGCCAACUCUCUUACCAAAUAGCAAAUGUUCUCGGUUCUACUUAAAGCAAAGAAAAGUCCUCAAGGAAAUUGGAAAGCUUAGCAAUGUUGAAAAACUAGCCAAGUUGUUGGAGAACUCGGCCAUAUGCCCAACCUCCGUUUUAGAUUACAGUGAUGAAGAUUACUAUUAUUUUGACGAUGACUUGAAAAAGAAGUAAUUGUAUUUACUUUAUUUUUUAAUUUCUUUGAAAUUUUUAAUAUUUUCUUACUUCUGAUUACUUACACUCAAAAAUCAAUUUUAA